Molecule: messenger RNA, 392 nt
Organism: Rubroshorea leprosula
Lineage: Eukaryota; Viridiplantae; Streptophyta; Magnoliopsida; Malvales; Dipterocarpaceae
Source: the annotation of a GenBank genome assembly
GAGAAGAAGAAGUCAUGAACAAGAAUUGCAACAUUUUCAAAAAAGAGUUAGAUAUCAUAGUUUGAGCCUUUAAAGGAAGAAUCACACUUUGUUUUCCUCUUCCUUCAUUACACUUAUCAAUAUAGAUAUAUAACCAAAAUUAAAUCAAAGCUGUUCUUAAGAUGCUAAGUGAGAUUGCAACAGUAGAGAACAUUCCUGAGUUUAUUGAGGGUGUAAAGAACAGGAAGUGAGAGAUGUCAGGUUUCAGACACCGUGUGUACAAAAACUAUGAUCCGAGAGCAAAAGUGAUAAAGAAAUUGGCGGAGGAAGUAUUUUCCAUUUUUGGUCGGGAUCCCCUUAUUAAGCUUUAUGAUGCUUACCAUUAAUGCAUGAAAUAGAGAGUUGAAUUUUGU